Messenger RNA from Pseudogymnoascus verrucosus, 826 nucleotides. RefSeq lists its product as uncharacterized. The transcript has 2 exons. The record is from RefSeq and is a predicted model, not a curated record. Bases 1 to 708 code for a protein of 235 amino acids. Lineage: Eukaryota; Fungi; Ascomycota; Leotiomycetes; Thelebolales; Thelebolaceae.
AUGUCAGACAACAAGCCCACCUUCCACCACCUCAACAACUCACAAUCCCAACGCAUUCUCUGGCUCCUCGAAGAGCUAGACAUAGAAUACAACCUCAUCCUGCACACCCGCAACCCCCCCACCCACCCCACCGCCCCAUUCCAAUCCCCCCCCGCCCUCGUCGCCGUCUCCCCCCACGGCACAGCACCCCUCCUCAUCACCGGCCCCAAAGAUGGAAACCGCACCAUCCCAGAAUCGCUGGCCAUCGCUACAUACCUAAUCCGCACCUUCGACACUGACGACAAGUUUGGGUUGAAAGAUGGGGACUGGGUGAGAGAUGAAGUUAUCACCUCCAUGGCGUGCACGAAUCUGCAGAGAGCGACGGGGUUCAUUAUGAUGCUUGAUUUCGGGCUGAUACGCACUGGGGAGGGGCCCAUGGGUGGGGUGUUGGAUGGACCGGAGUUGCGGAAGCAGUUGGGGAGUUUGGAGAGGGAGUUGGUGGGGGGGCCAGAGGGGGGGUUCUUUAUGGGGGAGCGGCCGGGGAGGGCGGAUGUGAUUUUGGAGUUUCCGAUGACGAUGGUUAGGCAUAGGGGGUAUUUGGAUUUGGGAGUGGAGUUUCCGAGGCUGGAUGAGUGGUUGCAGAGGUGUUAUGAUAGACCGGCGUAUAGGAGGGCGUUGGAGAAGGGGAAUGGGUAUGAUAUGAGUGUGUUCCCUAAGGUGCCGAGGUGAGGGGAUGUAGGGAGGGAGUUGUGUUGUGUUGUGUGGUGGUGGGAUGGUUGGGUUGAACGCUGCUCACUAUGUAUAUUGUAUAUUAUAACUAAAAUGUUAUUAGUAUAAAAAACCUGUG